Messenger RNA from Daphnia carinata, 642 nucleotides. RefSeq names its product protein N-terminal glutamine amidohydrolase-like (gene tun). Gene Ontology annotation, cellular component: cytosol; nucleus. The transcript has 4 exons. Gene Ontology annotation, molecular function: protein-N-terminal glutamine amidohydrolase activity; protein-N-terminal asparagine amidohydrolase activity. The coding region runs from base 36 to 614 and encodes 192 amino acids. NCBI's taxonomy places the organism in Eukaryota, Metazoa, Arthropoda, Branchiopoda, Diplostraca, Daphniidae. The record is from RefSeq and is a predicted model, not a curated record.
AAAUCAAAAUAGUCAGACUCUAAAUUUUAUUUCAAAUGUCUCUUCGAAUUACACGAGAAGAAUGCAUUUACACAAAUUCUUACUGGCAAGAGAAUGUCUGGCAUUUAUGCAACUACUUCAGAGGGAAUCAUCCAGCACUACUUCAUGAAUGUUAUGCUGUAUUCAUUUCAAAUGAAAAUCAAACUGUCCCACUGUGGAGCCAAAAAAACAGUAGCAAUCAUCAAGGACUAGUUGUCUGGGAUUAUCAUGUCAUAUUCAUCCAUUAUGUAAAUACAAAAUGUGACGUUUAUGAUCUUGAUACAACAUUAGCAUUUCCUUGUUCAUUUGAUGAAUACAGGACUAGCGCCUUGGGAUCUGAUGAGACUCUGCAAACCCAGUUUCGCAGAUCUUUUAGAGUCAUACCAGCUGACCAGUACCUUGCUUCAUUUGCAUCAGACAGGACCCAUAUGAUCAAGGAUGGGGAGUGGUUGAAACCACCCCCAGUUUAUCCUCCUAUUUAUAAUACCACAUCCCGAAAUAAUUUAUACGCGUUUAUUAAUAUGACGAAUACUAGUGAUCAAGAAGUUCCUGGUCAAAUCUUGAACCAUCAGAAUUUUAUUUUGCGAUUUUCAUAAUUGGAAAUAUAUGUUGGUGUUGGCCCAA